Vespa mandarinia (Asian giant hornet) is the source of this 471-nucleotide messenger RNA. RefSeq lists its product as uncharacterized. The record is from RefSeq and is a predicted model, not a curated record. NCBI's taxonomy places the organism in Eukaryota, Metazoa, Arthropoda, Insecta, Hymenoptera, Vespidae.
AUGUAUUUAUUCGUUGAAAUUGAGAUAAGUGACAUCCGUAUACCAGAGAUAAUUAGAUUUUACAAUAGCACAAAAUUCAGUGUAGAUGUAACCGAUCAAAUAGCCAGAAAAUAUUGUGUAAAAUCUAAAUGUCAAAAAUGUCCUGUACAGGUAUUUUUCAGUAUCUUAGAUUUAGCCGAGAUAAAUGCCUGGAUUUUAUACGAAGAAACGACGGAUGGAGGAAUAUCCAGGCAAGAAUUUUUAUUUCAAUUGGCAGAAGAGCUUGGGACCGAAUAUCCGAAGGAGAGACAGCUAAGCAAAGAAUGUUCAUCAAAUACAGCUACAAAUUCAUCUGGAUGGAAAGUUUGUCAAAUAAGAUAUUGUAAAGUCAAUAAGACUAACAAAAUCUGUAUAAAAUGUAAAAAAUGCUUAUGCGAAAAAUGUGCGAUACAAAAUACUGUAAUUUGUAAAAAAUGUGUUGAAAAUGCAUAA